AGAAGGACAAUCAGGAACAAAUGAACAAAAUUCAAAAGGACAGUCAGGAAUAACAAAUGAACAAAAUCCACAGGGUCAAUCCAAACAAAAAGGAGCAAAAACACCAUCAACGAAUGGAAAACAAGAAACUGAGCAGACAAAUAAACAAGGAAAAGAAAAAGAACAAGAAACAAGUGGAACAAAUGAUGGACAACAUGAUACAACAAAAGAAAAAGAUGAUAACGGAACAAAUGAAAGUGAUGAAAACAACAAACCUAAAACUCCAAAUGGGCAAGAAGAAGGAAAAAAUACAACAGACAAUAAAACUCCAAAUACUCCAACAAAUAAACCAGAGUCUAAAUCUGAAAAUAAAAACGAUGAUAAAACAAAUAAUAGUGAAGAUGAAGAUUCAAAUAGUAAUAAAAACAUCGAUGGAGCAUCAUGCCUGUUUAUUAUUCUUGGUGUUAUCAUCACCCUUUUAUUCUUCUAA
This is a messenger RNA of Entamoeba histolytica HM-1:IMSS, 469 nucleotides long. Its product is annotated as surface antigen ariel1, putative. The record is from RefSeq and is a predicted model, not a curated record. The annotation marks the transcript as partial. NCBI's taxonomy places the organism in Eukaryota, Evosea, Mastigamoebida, Endamoebidae. The transcript has a single exon.